Molecule: messenger RNA, 1230 nt
Organism: Henningerozyma blattae CBS 6284
Lineage: Eukaryota; Fungi; Ascomycota; Saccharomycetes; Saccharomycetales; Saccharomycetaceae
Exons: 1
Coding region: 1-1230 (409 amino acids)
Biological process (GO): calcium ion transmembrane transport; intracellular calcium ion homeostasis
Cellular component (GO): fungal-type vacuole membrane
Molecular function (GO): calcium:proton antiporter activity
Source: RefSeq, a predicted model, not a curated record
AUGGACCAAAAUACACCACUACUAGGGUCGAAUAGACAACCAGCCUCAAGUUUGCUCACAAGACCACAACUCCCUACUUGGCAAGCUAUCAAAAUAGAUGUCAAAUAUGCAUUUAAUUCAUCUCCUUUGAAUUUGCUAUUACCCUUUACCCUUCUUGGGCUAAUCUGGGGCCAUUUCCAAUUGGGCGAUACACUAUCGUUUGCGUUUAAUUUCUUAGGUAUCAUCCCAUUGGCAGCCAUCUUAGCAUUUGCUACUGAAGAAUUAUCCGAUAAUGUAGGAAACACUCUGGGGGCAUUGUUGAAUGCCACUUUUGGUAAUGCUGUAGAAUUGAUUGUUUCCAUCAUUGCCUUGAGAGAGGGUCAAAUUAGAAUCGUGCAAGCUUCUAUGUUGGGUAGUAUCUUGUCGAAUUUAUUAUUGGUUCUAGGGUUCUGUUUCAUCUUUGGUGGGUAUAACCGUGUACAACAGAAGUUCAACCAAACUGCAGCACAAACAAUGUCUUCAUUAUUAGCCAUUGCAUGUGCCUCACUAUUGUUGCCUGCAGCCUUUAAGGCUACUUUACCCUCCGAUGGCAAAGACCAAUGGAUCAUUGAUGAGAAAAUCUUGGAAUUAUCAAGAGGUACCUCUGUGAUCAUCUUGAUUGUCUACGUUCUUUUCUUAUUUUUCCAAUUGGGCUCUCAUCAUGAAUUAUUUGAAGAACAAAACUUGGAAACCGAUGAGGUAUUAUCUCAAUACAACACUCAACCCACCCAUCACCUUUCGGUUAGAUCUGCCAUCACUUUCCUUGUCAUCGCUACUUUGGUAGUAUCGUUUUGUGCCGAUUAUUUGGUCGGUGCCAUUGAUAACGUUGUGGAAUCCACAGGGCUAUCCAAGACAUUUAUUGGUUUGAUUAUCAUCCCUAUCGUCGGCAAUGCUGCAGAACAUGUUACUUCCGUAUUAGUAGCCAUGAAGGAUAAGAUGGAUUUGGCUAUUGGUGUGGCCAUUGGUUCUUCUUUACAAAUUGCAUUGUUUGUAACACCUUUCAUGGUUUUAGUAGGUUGGUAUAUCGAUGUUCCAAUGACUUUGAACUUUUCUACUUUUGAAACUGCAAUUUUAUUCAUCGCAGUCUUUUUAUCAAACUAUUUGAUCCUAGAUGGGGAAUCCAAUUGGUUAGAAGGUGUUAUGUCAAUUGCCAUGUAUGUGUUGAUUGCACUUUCUAUUUAUUACUACCCAGACACAGAUAUGUCAACUUGA